This is a messenger RNA of Micropterus dolomieu (smallmouth bass), 3289 nucleotides long. RefSeq lists its product as uncharacterized. Lineage: Eukaryota; Metazoa; Chordata; Actinopteri; Centrarchiformes; Centrarchidae. Gene Ontology annotation, cellular component: external side of plasma membrane. Gene Ontology annotation, molecular function: fucose binding; D-mannose binding. Gene Ontology annotation, biological process: biological process involved in interspecies interaction between organisms. The record is from RefSeq and is a predicted model, not a curated record. Bases 194 to 3157 code for a protein of 987 amino acids. The transcript is spliced from 20 exons.
AGAAUAGAGAAGCAUGUCCAAAUCUGUAAAAAGGUGAAGCAAUCACAUCGUCAAGUUUUUAACUCCUACAUCAGUAGGACUAAGGGAUCCGCCAUUGAGGAGUUCUGGAAAACCCACAGCAGAACAGAGACUCCAGAGGUUGUAAAGAAAAUUAACCUAAGACAAAACGACAAGGCAAACACAAGAAAUCUGCAUGAGGGUCGACUCCCAGCUGGAACUUCAAAAUGGUCCAAGUGAGCCAACCCGAACGGACCCACACAUGGACCAAUCCUCAGGACCUAUGUGCACAGUCAGAGUUGGGUCCAGAAGGCUUCCAGUGUAUCCAUGGGUUAUCGUGUGUUUAGGACUGUUAAACACAAUUCUGAUGUUAACUGCUAUUGUUAUUGGGAUUUACUGUGGCAAAGUCAGUGAGGUAUCCGCUCCCCAUGAAAUAACAGCACAGACUCUAAUCAUAGAAGUGAAGCAACUUCAGAUAAUGCAAACUGAAGCGAGCAAAGCUCAAGAAGAGGCCCAACAAGCAUUAAAGAAAGAGCUCAGGAAACAUCAGCAACUAAAACUGCAGUUGGAACAGAACAAGACACUCAGUGACGACAUUCAGAGGCAGCUUGAGACACUACAACUGGAAAAAGUAAAACUGCAGUCUGACAAAUCUGAUACUUUGGAAAGUUGUGGACGCUGCCUGCCAGGAUGGUUUUUAUUUAACACAUCAUGCUACUUUCAUUCUAAAUCAGCAUCCAAUCCCUUAAAGAACUGGUCAGACAGCAGGGCAGACUGUAUCAGCCGUGGUGCCAAUCUGACUGUGAUUGAUACCUGGGAGGAGCAGCUAAAUCUUUUUGAGUACCUACCAAAACGGGAUGCAAGCAUUCGACCGUGGUGGAGCAGGCCUGGGGGAAUCUGGAUUGGCCUUACGGAUAUUCAGACAGAGGGCCAUUGGGUGUGGCUAAAUAAUGUGACUCUGCUGGAUAAAGGGUACUGGAUACAAGGGGAGCCCAACAACUAUGGAACAGAGGAUAUAAAAGGAGGCAAACAGAUCAGUGGACAGAGCUGCAGCACUACAAUGGAUAAUCCAGGAAGAAGGACAGAUGAUAGGCAGAAAACAUCAUUUAUACCAGAGUUUUCUCAAGUUUUCUUCAACACUGAUAGACGUUUUCGCUCUCGCUACGAAAUCUUCAGACGAGGUGGAGAAGGAUCUGAUCGACUGGUUAUACUGUGUCUGGGUCUGUUGAACGCUAUUUUGCUGAUAGCUGCUGUUGCUAUUGGCAUUAACUGUGCCAAAGUCAAAGAGGGUUCCCUCCAGGUUACCCACUCAGCUGCAACAAAGCUCAUCAAUGAGCUAAACUAUCUCCGUAGUAACCACAGCGAUGUGAUCAAAGCCGAAGAGGAGGCCAAGAAUGCGUUAGAAAGAGCGAUUCAAAACCAUGCAGAGUUAAAGGUGAAAAUAGAGCAGCACAAGACCAUUAAUGAUGAAUAUCACAGAAAGAUUGAGGCGCUGCAAACAGAGAAGACAAUUCUGCAGUCCAAUAUAUCGGCACUGGAGGGAACUUGUGGCAGAUGUCUCUCCACGUGGAUUCUUCUUAACUCAUCCUGCUAUUUCUUUUCUUACACUGAGUCCUCUACUGUCAAAAAGAACUGGCCAAAUAGCAGAGCAGACUGUAUUAGUCGUGGAGCCGACCUGAUUGUGAUCGAUAACCAGGAGGAACAGACAUUUGUGAGUGACAGCAUUGAAAAUAUGAGAAGUGGCCGCGACGUCUGGCAAAGCGGAUUCUGGAUUGGUCUUACUGACACAGAGACAGAAGGGACAUGGGUCUGGAUUAAUAAUGUCACAGAGGUGGAACAAAGGUACUGGAUGGAUGGAGAACCAAACAACGUUGGACACCUGGGAGAAGACUGUGGGAUUGCAGUUUAUAGCUCUGAUAAUCCCUGGAAGACCCGUUUUGAUGCCAAUUGUCACCAGAGAGAAAGGCACUGGAUAUGUGAAAUGACAUCAAACAACAAUCUCAAAGAUACCCACCUCAAACUUGAUGAUACAGAACGCAUCAGCAAUGAGAUGAUCAAACUCCAGGAUAAUUACAAAGCCGCAAUCAAAAACAUGACGGGUUACAAGAAGCAGCUGGACAGUGAGAUGAGUCGUCAGAAACCAACCAACUGGGAGCUUGAACACCAGACAAAAAGAAGCCAAGACUACCAAGCUGCUCACAUUAUCACGGUCAAAAUGGAGGGUUUUGAAAAUUCAGAUCGGACUUUUGAUGGUAGGCCGACAUAUAAAGCACUGAUCAGUCAAGAGGACUUAAGUGGAGACGAGCACCAUCUUUACCCAAACCAAGAGAAACAACAAGUGUCCAUGUCCAUGGUGAGACCUGGAUCCAGUUUGAAUCAUUACAAAGUGCUCACAGUAAGCCUGGCCGUACUCGCUGCCAUUCUUCUAGCAGUUGAUAUUGGCAUGGGAGUCUAUUAUAGCAAACUUACUGUUGGGCAGAACGCAGUAACGGACAUAAGCAGUGAGAUUGCCAAAUUGCAGGCUAUUUACAACACUGCAAUCCAACGCAGGGAUGAAAUCAAGAAUCAGUUGGCAAGAGAAAUCAGUGGGCAGCAACUAACCAAGUGGGAGCUUGAACACCAGAAGAGAAGAAGCAAAGACUACGAAAAGCUGAUUGACAAAAUUCGAAUGGAAAUUGCAGCAUUGAAAUCCCACAUGCCGAUGAUGAAGGAGGGCUGCAGACACUGUCUACCAGGAUGGACUUACAUGAACUCAGUGUGUUACUUCUUCGCUUUCUCUGAUGCUCUUUCGCGCAGAUCAUGGCAGGAAGCCAGACAGUUCUGCAUGAGACAAGGAGGCGAAAUAGCAGUGAUAGACAGCAGAGAGAAACAUCUGGCAAUAAGUGACUUGAUAAAUAAUUAUCAAGACCCCUCGAGACCCACAGUCUACAGUGGCUUCUGGAUCGGAUUGAGAGAUGUGGAGGAGGAGGGGACUUGGAAAUGGCUGGAUGGAACAAGACUGAAUGAGGGGUACUGGAAUGAUGGAGAACCCAACAACCAGGGUAACGAAGACUGUGCAGCUACAUAUCCUCAAAUCAACCCCUUUAAGGCCUGGAAUGAUGCUCCAUGCAAUCACGAACUGAAAUGGAUUUGUGAAAUGACACCAAGGUCUGCAAGUUAAUAUGAUUUCUUAAAAUAUACUAUUUAGUUUUCAUUUAAUUGUUUGGUGGAAGAACUCCGCUUUUGAGACUUUUACACAUGUUCUGAAUUGUUCUUUUUAUUGUCACAUCAAGGAAGGUUAAAAUACGAAAGA